Molecule: messenger RNA, 5275 nt
Organism: Bombina bombina (fire-bellied toad)
Lineage: Eukaryota; Metazoa; Chordata; Amphibia; Anura; Bombinatoridae
Gene: STRN
Product: striatin
Exons: 18
Coding region: 331-2703 (790 amino acids)
Cellular component (GO): dendrite
Molecular function (GO): protein phosphatase 2A binding; calmodulin binding; protein-containing complex binding
Source: RefSeq, a predicted model, not a curated record
GAGGGAGGUUUCGGAGCUCAAUGCCGAGCAGCGUUACUUGACGUCAGUGCGCCGCUGUCAGAAAAAGCUGGAGACCCGCCCAGGGAACCAGGCAGCGUCUUCCUUCGCGUGUGGGUGGCAGCGGAGAUCAGGAUUACUGUUGUGGACGUAGGGACGGGAGAGUGGACAGAACGUAUGUGACGUACGAAAGACAUUGUGGAACGGAAGCGGAGUAGCCGUCACCGGGGCCUAGCAAGUCUCUUUUUACCGGGGAUCGCACCGUGUGCGGGUUACCGUGUUUGGGAAUAGGUGACUCCCUGCUAAACGCGGCCCCUGCUGCACGGGGUAGCCAUGGACGAGCAGGCGGGGCCCGGUGUCUUUUUCAACAAUAAUAACAACUCGUUGCUUUCUGCCGCUGCCGGGACAGGUGCGGGAGCUGGAAAAGGGUUUGAGGCCGCGACUGGAGAAGCAUCCUCAGCUGCCGGUGGUGGCGGAGGCACUGGGACAGCCGGGAGGGCCCAGUACAGCAUUCCCGGAAUCCUGCACUUCCUACAGCAUGAGUGGGCCCGUUUCGAGGUGGAGAGAGCGCAAUGGGAGGUUGAGAGAGCUGAGCUGCAGGCUCAGAUAGCGUUCCUGCAAGGAGAGAGAAAAGGACAAGAGAAUUUAAAAAAGGAUCUUGUUAGAAGAAUAAAGAUGUUAGAAUAUGCUUUAAAACAGGAAAGGGCAAAAUUUCACAAGCUCAAAUAUGGGACUGAAUUGAAUCUGGGUGAUAUGAAGCCGCCAAAUUAUGAUUCUGAUGAAGCAAACGAAACAGAGAUACAGCCACCACAGAACAGUCAGUUUAUAUGGAAACAAAGUCGGCAGUUGCUAAGACAGUAUCUUCAAGAGGUAGGCUACACAGAUACCAUAUUAGAGGUGAAGUCUAAACGGGUACGUGCGUUGUUAGGCCUUUCUGCUGAUUCGUCAGACAGACUCACAGAUACGAAUCAGGACUCCAUGGUAAACGGCACAGAGACUGAGCUUCCCAAUCCGCUGAAUAUCGGGAAACCAGAUAUGACAGACUCCGCCUCUGUGAUUGCAUCAUUUAAUUUCCUGGAAAAAGCUGCAGCAGAAUUUAGUGAUGAAGAGGAUGAUGAUGAAAAUGAUGACAGAGACAAAACAAUAGAUACAUCUACGAUUGUACGACGGAGAAUUGUGCCUGAUCCCAUUGAAGACAGAGACACAGUAGAGGCAUUGAAGGACUUUGAUUUUUUGGGAUCAGAUGAUAGUGAUGGAGGGGAAUCUCGAAGUGCUGGUGAUGGCACUGAGUGGGAAAAGGACGACCAGUGUCCCAUACCGGAAUCCUGGAAUGUGGAUCAGGGAGUAAUUACCAAACUCAAGGAGCAAUACAAAAAGGAGCGCAAGGGGAAAAAAGGGGUGAAGAGGCCAAACAGAUCAAAGCUCCAAGAUAUGUUGGCAAACCUUAGAGAUGUUGAUGAGCUGCCGUCAUUACAACCUUCUGUGGUGUCCUCUUCAAGGCCUGCAAAUUCACGCCUUAGUGAACAAGAAAUAAACCGGACAGAUGAAGUUGAAGCUUUAACUUUUCCUCCAUCAUCUGGAAAAUCCUUUAUUAUGGGAGCAGAUGACACUUUAGAAAAUGAGCUUGGUCUUGGAGAGUUGGCGGGGCUUACUGUUGCCAACGAAGCUGAUUCCUUAACAUAUGAUAUUGCAAAUAAUAAGGAUGCAUUAAGAAAAACAUGGAACCCCAAAUUUACAUUGAGGAGUCACUUUGAUGGAAUACGAGGCCUCACUUUUCACCCAUUAGAACCAGUCCUUAUAACUGCAUCAGAGGAUCAUACUCUAAAAAUGUGGAACCUCCAAAAGACUGCCCCUGCUAAAAAGAGUACCUCUCUUGAUGUUGAGCCAAUUUAUACCUUCAGAGCACACAGGGGUCCAGCUUUGUGUGUUGUAAUGAGUACAAAUGGAGAGCAGUGUUACAGUGGAGGGACUGAUGGCCUCAUACAGAGCUGGAAUACACCAAACCCAAAUGUGGAUCCCUAUGACUCUUAUGAACCUACUGUGCUGAGAGGAGCAUUUGAAGGCCACACUGAUGCUGUGUGGGGUUUGGUGUAUAGUGCGGCUCAUCAGCGUCUAUUGUCUGCCUCAGCAGAUGGUACAAUAAGAGUAUGGAAUGCAGCUGAAGCCUUACCAGCAUUAAGCAUAUUUAAUGAGGAUCUAGAACUAGGGAUUCCUUCUUCUGUGGAUCUUGUUAGUAGUGAUCCGGCUCUUAUUGUGGCAUCCUUUAACAGUGGACAUACAAGCAUCUUUAACAUGGAAACUCGUCAAAAAGUUCUAACAUUAGAGUCAUGCAUAGACACUGCUGUUAAUUCCACUUGUCAGAUAAACAGAGUCAUCAGUCAUCCGACUCUGCCAAUCAGUAUUACUGCUCAUGAAGACCGUCACAUCAAAUUUUUUGACAAUAACACAGGAAAGUUAAUCCAUUCGAUGGUAGCCCACUUAGAUGCUGUAACAAGUUUAGCAGUUGAUCCAAACGGAUUAUACUUAAUGUCUGGCAGUCAUGACUGUUCGAUACGUUUAUGGAACUUAGAAAGCAAGACCUGCAUACAGGAAUUCACAGCUCACCGCAAGAAGUUUGACGAGUCUAUACACGAUGUGGCAUUUCAUCCAUCUAAAUGCUACAUUGCCAGUGCAGGAGCUGAUGCCCUUGCCAAAGUUUUUGUAUGACACAAUGCUUUCCUGUAGCUUUUCAUUUAUUCAACCAGCCACUUAAAAAGAGACAUGUUACUAACUUUGAAGAAUUGACUAAUCUGCCUUUUUAUUUUUCACCUUGAGUUUGAUAAUUAGGAUGAUACACACAUCUUGUUGGUUUAGCUUUGCUGGAUGCUGUAUUCUAAACUAAUGGUUUGUUCAGGGUGCUGUGAACUCAGCUGGUGCUUAGAGCCUGAAUGAUAUCGUUCAAAUGCCCUCUGAACUACAGUAGCAGAAUUUUAUUUUUAAGAGUGUACAUUUGACCAGGCAGGCCUGGAUCAAACUAGGUUCCAGCAUAUUUAAGUUUGUGGGUAGAGGGACUAAAAAAAGUUGGCCAGUGCUAUGGCAAAUAUUUGCAAGAGUGUUGGGAUUUUGUUCCUUUUGCCUCCCAUUAAAAGUGCUAUAAAAUAUAUUUGGUAAAUAACCUGGACCUCUUUUUUUUUUGCUCAGAUAUGAUUGUUCCUGAAAUGAAAUCUGGCAAUUGUGAUAUUAUGUUCUGUGCUUUUAACAUCAAGUGACUUCAGUAGGAAAAAAAAAUAAUCUUUUUUUAGAAGUGUUUAACGUACAUUACUAUCUUCAAGGAUGAUAAUUAAUAUUUGGUAAAUAUCAAGUUUAGGAAGUCAAUUUUUGUUGAAUUUUUAAAAAUACAGUGAAUACUGCAUGGUCAGUUUUAAACAUAGUAAAUACAUGCUGCUGCCAUAAAAAAGGGAUUUCUUUGAACUUGUUGCUUAUUUUUGAUUGUGCACUGUUUUCAUAAUUUUCACUUACAUAAUCUUCAUUACAUUUGUUAAUUUAGCAGAUGCAUUAAUAUGGAUCCCACUAUUUACUAAUUUAAGAAAAGCACCUUCAGCAGGGUGCAUAGGCUAGCCUGUCUAAAACCAGUUGUGUACCAUUUUGCUUCAUAUGAUCAAUUGCAAAAAGCAACAAUAUCCUAUGUGGACUUUAGUGUUUUCAUAUGAAACACGUACUCAUUGUUUAAUGGAAAAAUAAUCAGUAACAUUGUGGUUGACUACUGACUAUGAACCAAAAUUACCAAGGUAUUCAAAUUGUUUUCUCCAAAAAUACUUUGAACAAGAUUUCUUAUUUUAUGUGAUUUUCUUUAUUUUAUUAUAGCUAAUUUAACAAUUAUUCCCUGUCUUAAUAGUACUAUAAUUAGAAGCUGCCUUUCUAAAAGAAUUCUGAUAAAAAAUACAUGAUCAUGAGGAAGCAGUUGGGUCUGUAACAUGCUGUUAAAUGUAUGUUAGUUUUUUUUUUUAAUGGCACGUUUCCUAUGCACAUCUUUCUUUUUAAUUUCUCCAAUAUUUAUUUAAACUAAAAAUAAAGGAAACAAAUCACAAUUGAGCCUUCCCAGUAACCAAAAAUAAAAGAAAAUGCUAUCCUUAGUUAUAUGCUUCUUAGUAACAUGACAGUAUUCCCCAAUACUGAUUCCACUGGACGUUUAUGGAUUUAUUAAAAUUCCCCCCCAAAAAGCAUCUGUUCUUACAUAUGGAUUGUAUUAUUUUAAGGAAUUAAAUGCAUUUUUUUAUUAAAUAAAACAUAAACCUAUAUAGUUGCUGCUUAUGCAACAUAUCAAUUUUUUUGUUGCAAAAGCAUGCUCAUAUAUCAGGCAGUAUCUUAUCAUAAGUUGUAAAUUGAUAUUUGUGCUGGUGAACGAAAUGCAACUAAUAUUUAAGAAAAUUGAAAAGAUAAUGCCACUAAAUAAACAUAAAUGAUUAGUUUUAUAAUGUUUCCACUUUGUUAAAGGACAGAAGUACAGUAUGCAGCUUUUUACUUAGAUAUUGAAAUUGUGGAUUAUUUGUGUAUUUGACCUUUUGGGUUUUUUAGACUAAUUACAAAGAUUUAUUUGGAAAUUCUAAAAACUAUGUAUAUUAUAUAUAAAUAUAUAUAUAUAUUGUAAACAUAUAUUAAAUGUCUAGUAUGGGAUGACUCCAGGGGUGCAUUUUAAUAUUUUGUAUUGAGUGAUAAAUGUACACAAAAAGAUAAUGGUAUGGGUAUGACAUGAGUAUUUUGCUGUUACAUACUAUAUAUAUAUAUAAUUAUUACAAUUGUUUAAUUUGCUGUACAUACAUCUUCAGAUGGCAUGCUUGUUUUAAUGACUGUAAUAUAUAGUUGAUUAAAACCUGAAUGUACUUAAAACAACUGGCUACUCUAAACUCUACCAUUUCAAAACACUGUCUUUUGUAGAUAAUUCUGGUUAUGGUGUAAGAAGAUAAAAGGUGCCUUUUUAUUAUUAUUUAAAAAAAAAAAAGCAAGAAAAAGGAGAAAAAACUCUGAAAAGAUUAUUUGCAAUUUGUAAAAUGAUUAGUUUUUUUUUUCAAUUUUAUUUAGUUUAUUUUUAUUAAGAGUUAUAAAGUACAGAAUAUUUAACAAAAUAUUAGCACCCCUGAAAGAUAUGGAAAAAGGUUUUUAUUUGAGAAAAAUGUGUGUGUGUGCAAUUUAUUUUUAUGUUAGUAAUGUCCAUCUGGAAAUGAAAUGCCCUAUUCCUUUAUCUUGUAAUGUAAUACAACAAAUUAUAUUAAUAUGUGAAAAAUUAAAACUAUUUGGAGUA